AUGCGGGGGACUGUCACCGUUAACAAAAUUCCAGUUCUAUGCUACUAUUGUGUUUCCCUUCCACGUAGCCCUAAAUCUCAUCCUCUUCUCCUUCCCACCUAUCCUGCUCGGGUUCUCAUGGACAACAAUAGCAGUAGCGGCGGGUCCUCUUUUGCAUCUUUUGCUCGUAACUCCAGAAGUGGUGGUAGAGGAGAAGAUUGGGAUGAUAGAGAAAGAUCAAGGGGCCGUGGUGGUGAUCGAGGGGGUGGCUCUGGCAAAGAUAAAAUUGACGCCCUUGGUAGAUUGUUGACACGUAUAUUGCGCCAUAUGGCAGCUGAGUUGAAUUUGAAUAUGCGAAGUGAUGGAUAUGUGAAGGUUCAAGAUCUGUUAAAGCUGAACAUACAGACAUUUGCUAAUAUUCCAUUGAGAUCACAUACUGUUGAUGAAAUUAAGGAGGCUGUCAGAAAGGAUAAUAAGCAGCGCUUCGGCCUCUUGGAAGAAAAUGGGGAGCUUCUGAUACGUGCAAACCAAGGCCACACAACAACGAUAGUUGAAUCUGAAAGAUUGUUGAAGCCCAUCCUUACAUCUGAAGAAGUUCCAGUGUGCGUUCAUGGGACCUAUAGGAAGAAUUUGGAAUCAAUAUUAGAGUCUGGUCUAAAGAGCAUGAAACGAUUGCAUGUUCACUUCUCACGCGGCUUGCCAACUGAUGGGCAAGUGAUUAGUGGGAUGAGACGGGAUGUUAAUGUUUUGAUCUAUCUCGAUGUCAGAAAAGCUCUAGAAGAGGGAAUGAAGUUUUACAUUUCAGAGAACAAGGUAAUCUUGACUGAAGGUUUUGAUGGUGUUGUGCCAGUCAAGUACUUCGAGAAAAUAGAAUCGUGGCCCGAUAGAAAGCCGAUACCUUUCUGA
Molecule: messenger RNA, 885 nt
Organism: Prunus armeniaca (apricot)
Lineage: Eukaryota; Viridiplantae; Streptophyta; Magnoliopsida; Rosales; Rosaceae
Source: the annotation of a GenBank genome assembly